UGGUUCUAGUAAAAGGGGAAGUUGCAAGAAGAAAGAAAAAGGAGGAGACGUGAUCGGGGUUGUUGAAAUUAUUUGUAUGUUCAACAAUACGUAUCUGUCCGCACUGCGACCUUUAUUUUGUGUAUAGACUCGUGUGUGGUAUUCUGUGUUCGUCAACCGCCUGGCACUCAGCUGAAGCCCUGACAGCAUAGUCAGACGUGCGGGACAAACACUGACCGAGGGAUCUGACUAGGCCAUGGCCAACAGGGGAGGAGCUACGAGACCCAACGGGUCUAACGCUGGUAACAAGAUCUGCCAGUUCAAGCUGGUACUUCUGGGGGAGUCGGCAGUGGGCAAGUCCAGCCUGGUGCUCCGCUUCGUCAAGGGACAGUUCCACGAGUUCCAGGAGAGCACCAUUGGAGCGGCCUUCCUGACCCAGACAGUGUGUCUAGACGACACGACGGUGAAGUUUGAGAUCUGGGACACGGCAGGACAGGAGCGCUACCACAGCCUGGCGCCCAUGUAUUACAGAGGGGCGCAGGCCGCCAUCGUGGUCUACGACAUCACAAAUGAGGAGUCAUUUGCGCGGGCCAGGAACUGGGUGAAGGAGCUGCAGAGACAAGCCAGCCCCAACAUUGUCAUCGCCCUGUCUGGCAACAAGGCUGACCUCGCCAGCAAGAGAGCCGUGGACUUCCAGGAUGCCCAGUCAUAUGCAGACGACAACAGCUUACUCUUCAUGGAGACGUCGGCCAAGACGUCUAUGAAUGUGAACGAGAUAUUCAUGGCUAUUGCAAAAAGAUUGCCCAAGAGCGAGCCUGCGGCCACAGGAGCUAACAGCGGGCGGAACAGGGGCGUCGACCUAACGGAAGCCGCCCAGCCAACUAAGGCCCCCUGCUGCAGUACUUAAAGCGAAAUCCCCCCCCCCACACACUGCAGUAACUAAUGUGAUGACCCCCGCCCGCCCAAAACUCUGAUCUGCAGCAAUGAAAAAAGAUGCCCUUUGAACCCCCUUCCCAUUCUACCCUUCUCCUCCUCUCUGCAGUAACUAAUGCAAAGCAACGCCCUCAUCUAUAGUUCUCUCAACGACGCCCUGCCCCUCCCUCUCCCCUACUGGUUCUGCUGUUACUAAUUGAGACGCCUCACACCUUCCUCCUUCUUUUCUGAAAUUAGUGCCCGCCUUCCCUACCUCAUUCUUCCUGACUAUUGGCAAGCAGCAGGACUAAGGGACGGGGCAACUCUGAUGGUGGUCUCAUCUCCUGGGUAUAGCUACAGACUAUCGCUCUGUGUUUCUAACACAAUCUCUGUCCUUUCUGUUUGUUUUUUUGUUUUGUUUAUUUUUUUUUAUAGUGGGAAUUAUGGAUGCAUGUAUCACUACAUGGCCUAACUUGAUGAUGAGAAAAAAAUCAGUGUUAACUUUAUUCAGUGGCUCAAAAACAUAUAUUUGAGAGGGAGAGGGGCUCCAAAGGUUUGCGAGGGCUAAUUCUAAAGAAAAGACUGUUUAGCAGUGCUCUUGGGUUCCUUCUAGUUUCUCUCUGUUGUUCUCUGUCUACCCUUAUCUGUCUCUUGAGUAAUGUAUUCAUAUGCUUUGCCCACUAAACCUUUAGUAGCGCUAGUAUAGAGUGUCUCCCUUCUGUCUCUCUUUGUCCCAUCCCAGGGCCUUGCCUGCUUCUAAUGCUCAGCCCCAAAUCAAACCCUAACCCCUUAGGUCCCUUAGGUACUUCAUGUAGGUCUGAGAGGAUUUGAGAUCUAAACAAUCGGGUGAACAUUCCACCUAGCCUAUCGGAGGGCAAGGUGGAGCGAUCCCCGUAAUGCUCACACCUAUUCAAUUCUCUCAGGUCUACCUAAGGGGUUAGAGGGCAAUUUGGGAUUGGGCAUAGCUGUCCUAGUGGCAUCGUGCAAUGGUUCACAGUAUUGGCUCUGUGAUUUCUUCAGUGUCUGCAAGGACCUUCACACUGCAAAGCAACCUGCCUCCACACCCACCCCAACCCUACCUACUAUCACCACCUUACCCCCACCAACCCUACCUGCUAUCACUUCCUUACCCUUCCCAACCAUACCUGCUAUCACCACCUUACUCCCCCCAACCCUACCUGCUAUCACCACCUGCUAUCACCCUCUUACCCCCACCAACCCUACCCGCUAUCACCACCUUACCCCCACCAACCCUACCUGCUAUCACCACCUUACCUGCUAUCACCACCUUACUCCCCCCAACCCUACCUGCUAUCACCCUCUUACCCCCACCCAACCCUACCCGCUAUCACCCUCUUACCCCCACCAACCCUACCUGCUAUCACCACCUUACCUGCUAUCACCCUCUUACCCCCACCCAACCCUACCUGCUAUCACCCUCUUACCCCCACCAACCCUACCUGCUAUCACCCUCUUACCCCCACCCAACCCUACCUGCUAUCACCACAGUAUGGCAUCGGGCCUCUGAGACUUGUUCACAUGUUCACCCCCUGAAUGCCAAGUCUCCAGACCCCUUUCCAUCCUGACCUGAUGGUCUCUGUCCGAGGGAGGGGUUAUAUCCUGAUCCAUUCUGGUUACAAUGUCAGAUGAUGUUCAUUACGUCUCAACAUGUAAUGGAUGAGAUUAGGUCAUGGUUCAGGUUAUGAGGCCUGUCCAGGUGUAAACAAGAUGCUGGCUGGAAGGCAGCUGUUUUCCACUUGGAGAGACAGGGGAGCAUGAUGAGAUGACCUCUGUAGGUGUUGAGAGAGGAGAACAUGGUGAGGUGACCUCUAGGUGUUGAGAGAGGGGAACAUGGUGAGGUGACCUCUGUAGGUGUUGAGAGAGGGGAACAUGGUGAGGUGACCUCUAGGUGUUGAGAGAGGGGAACAUGGUGAGGUGACCUCUGUAGGUGUUGAGAGAGGGGAACAUGGUGAGGUGACCUCUAGGUGUUGAGAGAGGGGAACAUGGUGAGGUGACCUCUAGGUGUUGAGAGAGGGGAACAUGGUGAGGUGACCUCUAGGUGUUGAGAGAGGGGAACAUGGUGAGGUGACCUCUAGUUGUUGAGAGAGGGGAACAUGGUGAGGGGACCUCUAGGUGUUGAGAGAGGGGAACAUGGUGAGGUGACCUCUGUAGGUGUUGAGAGAGGGGAACAUGGUGAGGUGACCUCUAGGUGUUGAGAGAGGGGAACAUGGUGAGGUUACCUCUGUAGGUGUUGAGAGAGGGGAACAUGGUGAGGUGACCUCUAGGUGUUGAGAGAGGGGAACAUGGUGAGGUGACCUCUAGGUGUUGAGAGAGGGGAACAUGGUGAGGUGACCUCUGUAGGUGUUGAGAGAGGGGAACAUGGUGAGGUGACCUCUGUAGGUGUUGAGAGAGGGGAAUAUGGUGAGAUGACCUCUGUAGUUGUUGAGAGAGGGGAACAUGGUGAGGUGACCUCUAGGUGUUGAGAGCUUCUUCAUUAGGAGCCAGCUGACACUGUGGCCCUGGGUGUGUCCCAAAUGUCACCCUAUUCCCCAAAUCGUGCACUGCUUUUGACUAAAGCCCUGGUCAAAAGUAGUGCACUAUAUAGGGAAUAGGGUGCCAAUCAGGACGUCUCUCUUUGUCAUGGUCACUAUUCCUCCCCUGUUCUUUAGGAAGUGCUGUGGGUGUGGGGUUGUGUGUACACAGAGGGAGACUGGACUGUUUGGUGAUAAAACAUCCUCAGAGACAACAAACACAGUCAGACGCAGGUUUAUUUCUCUAAACCCUUCCAGGUCUAAAUAACACACACAAGCUAAAACACGGCUCGCUCACACAUGUACACUUUUGUGUUAUUCUUAAACCCUGGACCUGUUACACACACACAACCCGUCCUGAUCAAUAACUCUGUCCAGGUCUCUUCCUCAUGCCUUGCACUAAUGAUUCUCAUGAAUAUAUCUUGUCAUAAUUACAGCCAGUGUGAUAUAAAUAUAUAUAUAUAAUAUACUGUACAUAGGGUAUUGCAAUGUAGUCUACUUUUUCCAUUUACAGUUGACAGGACUAAUGCUUGCUAGGGAGUUGUCUAGAUAAUCAUUAAACUGUACAGUUAGCAGAAAACAGCUCCAGUGUGGGUUUGGAGUUGUUUUCCCCCCACAAAAAUGUUUAAAUUAUAAUCGAUGGUGGUCUUUAUAAAUGUAAGUGUUAUUAACAAACAAAAAUAUCUUGCAUUUCUUUAGUGGUCUGACUUAUACUUUAUUUCUCAAGAAAAGCUAAAUGAUUAUUUUUUGGUUUCUAUUUUUUAACAUUCUCUCUCUCUCACAUUUCACUCAUUUGUGAGUGAUCUAAAGUUAGGAUGCCCUGUCCACUACUCCUCAUCCCACUAGAACUGAAGUCACACACAAUACACUGUCUGGCUGUUGAAUCCCUGUUGGAGCAAAGCGGAAAGGAUUUGAAAAACAUUCACUUUCCGCUUGUCUUACAACGUCUCAGUAGGAAUGUAACGACGUUGUGGGUACAAUGUUAACAACCUUAGUAGGAGAAGAAAGACGGCUCUGUUCUACUGUUGGGGUAUUAGCUGGUGGAUCAUGAUGAUGAAUAAAUGGAUUAACUCAUAGGGAUGUACAUUGUAUACAUUUUUGUUGCUGUGGCCACUUAAUUGCAGCCGGAAAAAAAUCAAAUAAAUGCAAGCAUUUUACAGUACUGUUAAAUAA
Molecule: messenger RNA, 4595 nt
Organism: Oncorhynchus nerka (sockeye salmon)
Lineage: Eukaryota; Metazoa; Chordata; Actinopteri; Salmoniformes; Salmonidae
Product: ras-related protein Rab-5A-like
Exons: 6
Coding region: 236-886 (216 amino acids)
Cellular component (GO): Golgi apparatus; endosome
Molecular function (GO): GTPase activity; GTP binding
Source: RefSeq, a predicted model, not a curated record